AAAAAUCAUUAAUUAAUUAGGUCAAUUAAAUUGUAGUAGUUAAUAACAAAAUAUAAAGAAAUGGACUAAAUAGCGCAUUAGACAAUUUAAAAUUGUUAAAAGCAUUCUAAUAAUUAAAUUUCUUUUUUAAGAGUGAAUUAAAUAUCAGAUUAAAAUGAAGCUUAAAUCUUUUAUUGCAUUGAUUGUGUAGAUGAUGAUCAUGAUUUUAAAGGAAUUGAUUACAUUUAGAUUUAAAAAAUAAUCCAAUAGCCUCAAUCUUAAAUUCUUCAGAAAUGGCCUCCUGUCAACGACAAUACAAUAUUAUAGAAGUUAUUAUAGUAAUAUUAAAAUUCUGAUACCUCAAACUCUGUUGUUUAAAGGAUUACAAAAUACUUUACUGAGCUUAAAUAUGAAAUAAACAUUAAAAUUGAAAAUGUCCAAAAGAAAAUUCUUAAACAAGCUCUUGAAAUUUCUUUUGAAAAAGAACAAAUCCUAUAAUAAUACAAACAAAUAUCGCAGAUUGACAAACUUCAAUAAAUAUUUUAAGAAGGAAAAUAGCAUUCUUUUGAUGUUUUAAAUAAUUAAUGCAAAGCUUUUCUAACAUAAAUUUAAUCUUAAAAAGAAGAAAUUAGUUUGUAGCUCUAAAAUCUACUUGAUCAGUGCUGUAAAGUUAAAUAAUAAGCUGAUUUUGAUACCCCUAACAAAAUAAGAAUAGAAAUAUCUUCUUUGCUGGAAAAUAUUUAUUUUUUUCCUUAACUUAAUUAAAAUAAUAUUAAUUUAAAUUACAGUAACUUAGAAACUAUUAUGCAAUUGGUAUCAAAUAAAUCAAAUUUUUGUACAUGUGAAUUCUUAGAUUCCCUUAGAAAAAAUCUAGAAAAAUUAAACCCCUUUAUUGAACAGAUGGAGUUCGUAAAUAUAUUUUAGCAAGGCAGGGAACCAAUUAAGUUCCAAGAGAUAAGUGAGACAAAAUUUGAAGAAAUAAAUGAGUUUAUGAAUCAUCUAAUUAACUUAGAAAACAGUUAAUAAUAUUCCUAAUAAAUUUAAUAAUCUGAAAGAAUAUAAAAUAUUUGCAAGAUUUUAGAGAAUAAAACAAAUUUUAUCAAUCAAAACACAAUUUCAUUUUUGAAAGGUAUUUUUUCUAAAUGCUAUCCUCUAAUGAAAAGCAUUGAUCAAAUAUAAAUAUGUGAUUAAUAAGAAGAAUUUAAUUGUUUUUAAGAAUUAUCUGAUGAUUCACUUUAACAUCUAAUUAAGUUGAUAAAUUUGAAAAAGUAAUUUGAAAUUCGAAAUAACUUUGAUGAAAGUGAAACCAAUGCCAUUAGACAUUAGGCAAAAAGAUUUCUUUACGAUUUUAAACAAAAUGAAUUAGAUUAAAUUUUAAAAACAUUUCCUGUUUUUGAUUUGAUACCUAAAGAAAAUAAAACUAAUAUACUGAGAAAUAUCGAAUUAGUAAAAUCUGAUUUUGUAGAUGGUGUUUAGAGAAUUUAAAUUGUUAAAAAUAGUGAUGAAUCUAUUGAAGCUUGGAUAAAUUAGUAAUAGUACAGUGGAAAAUAUAAAAAUUAUGCACCAAACUGUAUUUGGGAUAGUUCUUUAGAAAAAGAAAAAAAGUAUGUAUUUAGAAUAUAAUUUAAUGUAAACAAUGAAAAUAGUACUAACUUCAUUUUAGGAUUAAUGCAAAAAUCUGAUUUUAAUCAAAAUUAUGGUUACAAAAACAAGCUUUCUUGCUGUUUAAAAUACGAAUAAAGAUAAAUUAAGUAUAAAGGCGGAUAUGGAAUAGAUAAACUCACAAAAGGAGAUUCAUUUAGAUUAAAUAUGGAAGAUAUGAUAGAAAUGAGAGUUUGGCUAGAAGGAUAAAUUUUAGAAAUAGUAGAUUUUCCAAAUUAUUAGUAUAAAUUAGAAUUAAAAGAUGAACUCAAAAAUAAUUUAAUUGAUCUUAAUGAUCUUAAUCUUUAUUUUUACUUAUAUUAUGAAAAUAUUAAAUAUAUUUUAAAAGAAGCUUUUAUUGUGAAUCAAUUUAUAAAUUGA
Tetrahymena thermophila SB210 is the source of this 2001-nucleotide messenger RNA. RefSeq lists its product as hypothetical. The record is from RefSeq and is a predicted model, not a curated record. The transcript has a single exon. NCBI's taxonomy places the organism in Eukaryota, Ciliophora, Oligohymenophorea, Hymenostomatida, Tetrahymenidae.